Messenger RNA from Sclerotinia trifoliorum, 1957 nucleotides. The record is from the annotation of a GenBank genome assembly. Lineage: Eukaryota; Fungi; Ascomycota; Leotiomycetes; Helotiales; Sclerotiniaceae.
CAAUCAAAAGGAGGUUUAUACGUCUGCAGGCAUAUGUACUUUCCUAGAUAUACACUAUCUGUACAUAUAUAUAAGCUGUUCAAUUUCCCUUCUUUUUUUCCUGUACGAAUUUCAGUUCAUACUCUUUUCCAUUGGUUUUAUAAAGAUUUCAUAUUCCUAGUACAAUCUACAUAUCUUUUGUGUUGUAAAACAACAACCAGAUCAUCCCUCGUUAGGCCAAAAACAGCCGUAGAAGCUUUCCAAGAUUAUUCAAAAUCCAAUCAGGAUGGAGUGGCUGGGACAUGCAAAGAUUGGAUUCAUUCAUCCUCCAAAUCCCAUAAACCUCAAAAGUAAAGAUGGUUCGACAACAGAUCUUCUCAAAAUCUGUGAAGAGUCCACUCCACCAUGUCGUCUCAACCCCAUUUUGUUCAAUGGUAACUGCGAUCCUCUUGAGCAAUGAAUAAUUGAGUAAAGUGCUAAAUGUAUUAGGUCACAUGCAAACAUUCUGGACAGUAGUAAAAAAUGAUGGGCCUCCUAUUUACUAUAAACGAAAGUUGUUUGAAAAUGAAGAUCCAGCCUUUCAUGGUUCUUUUGCUGUUGAUUUCGUAGUACAUGAGCCACAUACCGAAGUUGAUGAUUCUUUACCCAUCCGAACCACCUACUACACGGAUGAAGACUUCUCUGGAAUUGCAUCCUUGGAUAGUCGUCCUAUGCUUGUGACCCUACAUGGGCUUUCAGGUGGUUCCUAUGAGAUAUAUCUCAAGCAUGUUCUGGAACCUUUGGUUGGAGCUGAUCAUCCUUCCAAUUGGGAGGCAUGUGUUAUUAAUAGUCGUGGAUGUGCAAAACAUAAAAUCACGAGUAGUAUACUGUACAAUGCGAGAGCUACUUGGGAUACUCGACAAACAAUUGCUUGGCUUAGGAAGACCUUCCCUAACAGACCCCUGUUUGGUAUUGGCUUUUCUCUAGGAGCGAACAUUCUUACAAACGUAAGCCCGCCCGCAGUCCUCCUUUUCCACUUGCCCCCUCAUUUCUGACUGGACAUCACUAACAAGCCCAGUACAUUGCCGAAGAAGGAGAAGCAUGUGUCCUCAAAGCCGCCGUCGUGUGUUCCAACCCCUGGAACCUAGACGCUGGAUCUCUCGCUCUCCAAAGAACCUGGCUAGGCCGGGAAAUAUACUCCAAGACAAUGGGGAAAAACAUGAAGAGACUAGUCGAACUUCAUCAUGACCAGAUCAUCAAAAAUACGAAGAUCGACUUCGAGAAGAUUAGAAACAUUACCUACCUCCACGAAUUCGAUCGACAAAUCCAAGGUCCUGCUUGGGGUUAUCCUACAGAGGGGGCAUACUAUCGAGAUGCUUCAUCAACCGAUUCGCUACUGGCUGUGAGAAUUCCUCUUUUCGCUAUCAAUGCUGAAGAUGACCCUGUAAGUAUUACUUCUCUUGAAAUUCACCCUCUAACUAACACAUCUUGAGAUCGCCACCAAUGAAUGUUUACCACGUGAGGAAAUCAAGAAGAAUCCAUACACAGUGUUAUGCACCACGUCUCUAGGCGGUCAUUUAUCGUGGUUUGAAAUCGGUGGCAACAGGUGGCAUGCCCGCCCCGUAAGUUAAAGGUUUCCUAGCUUUCAUAAAUGUCACUAAUCAGGUUACAGUGUGUCAACUUCCUGAACAAAAUGGCCUUUGAAGUACAACUUGAUACGAUUGUUCCUCCUGACGCAGACGACACCGCUGAUUUGAGCCCACCCCGAUCUAAAUUUCAACCCAUGGUACGGAAGUGGACUUGAGGUUCAUCCCUUUGGAAGUAAAGUUGUGGAUUAUAGCGAGGCAUGUUUACACAAUGUAUAGAGACAUAACUUAGAAGCAAUCUCUCAAACUUAGUAAUAAUCUAAUGUCAAUACAUCGCUGGUAUCUCUCAAAUGCCAAUUUUAAUAUCCUCACCCCACCCUAGGUGUAUUCGCCAUAACGCCCGAACAUAAUUA